AAGCCUUAUCGGUGUGACUUCUGCAAGCAACGUUUUCCUGAUAAAAGUGCCCUUGUUCAGCACAUCAGGACACAUACUGGAGAGAAGCCGUACAAGUGUGAUCAGUAUGAGAAAUGUUUUGCUCAGCAAGCAGCGGCUCUCCCGUCCUGCACGUGCACGCCGUGUCGGUCGGUGGUGGGGCGGCUUUCGGUGCUAGCGGUCCCGGCGAGCUCUAACGCGGUGCUGUUCCUGUCGGCAGGUGCGCGGCUGGGGACUUCGCCAGUACGAGAGGGGGCCGACUGGAGGGAUCCGGAGAUCAAGGACGAGCCGUGCGGUGUCGAGCACGGUGAUGACCCACCAGGACGAGAGGUGGCCAACGAGAAGCAGCAACCGGGGAUCGACGCCGAGCAGUAUGGUGUCGAGCACGGCGAUGACCCCGCCGAUGUCCGGGACGAGCAGCUGGGGCUGGUGGUCACCGGAAGCUACUCGCUUCGCGGCCGCCGCGAGGAGGACUCGGAGGACCUCGCCAGGGCUCUAGAGGUCUUCGCCGACACAGUGCACCCCCAACACCCUCCGCGCGUCAAUCUGGCGUCCAAUGCCGACGACAGUGACGUGCUCAGCGACGGCGCUGUGAAGGCGCACCAUGGACGUAUCGAUGAGACCAAUAGCGGCGAGAGUAGCAAGAGUCCUAGAAACAGGAGGGCGAUAAAGGGAGUGUCGCGCAGACACCUCGUUGCGAGCCCUAAGGGUAAAUACCGCGGCAGCACUUUCAUUUCAAAGUCUCAACUGGGAACGCAUGUGCGUAAACACACCCAUGAGAGGCCGUUCAAAUGUGAAACGUGUGAGCAGAGUUUUAAGAAAAAAGAAAACUUGAAGGUCCACGUCAGAACCCACACGGGUGAGAAACCAUAUCAGUGUGAAAUCUGCCAGAAGCGUUUUUCUUUGAGACAAAAUCUUAUUACACACAUUAGGACGCACACUGGUGAGAAACCUUUUCGGUGCGACUUCUGCAAGCAGCGUUUUGCUGAUAGAAGUGCCCUUGUUCAGCACAUCAGGACACAUACUGGUGAAAAGCCAUACAAGUGUGAUCAGUGUGAAAAAUGUUUUGCUCAUUCAAGUCAUCGCGGGAGACACGUCCGAACCCAACACACAAAAAAUCGAACGGUAGAUUAAUUUACAAACUUCCUUGUUUUCGUCAAAGUUUUGUACGUGUUGUUUUCCGAAAGGUAGCAUACGUAUCUGCAAAUAUCUCUAAAUACUAGUCUUUGUGUUUUUCUGAGCCUUGAAUUACUAGCUAAUGAUUGUAAUGAAAACUUUUCACUCCAAACCGCGUUUUGCUUUGUUAAUUUUCUUAUUAAUAAAAUGGAUAUCGUUGGCCAAAAUCUGAA
Messenger RNA from Frankliniella occidentalis (western flower thrips), 1367 nucleotides. RefSeq names its product zinc finger and SCAN domain-containing protein 20-like. Gene Ontology annotation, molecular function: DNA-binding transcription factor activity; RNA polymerase II cis-regulatory region sequence-specific DNA binding. The transcript has 2 exons. Gene Ontology annotation, biological process: regulation of transcription by RNA polymerase II. NCBI's taxonomy places the organism in Eukaryota, Metazoa, Arthropoda, Insecta, Thysanoptera, Thripidae. The record is from RefSeq and is a predicted model, not a curated record. The annotation marks the transcript as partial.